AUGAUAUCUAAAUUUUCUCAAUUAAAUUUUUCUAAAAAUUUAGAAAAAUUUUUCAUUUCUUUUUACAAAAAUAAUUUGAUUUGUCUUUCAGCAGAAAAUGCUUCGAAUGGAUUUUAUAUUGGCAAAAUGAUUAUUGAUUUGGAUGACUCUAAGAAGGGAAUUUCUCACACUUUAAUCCGCAAUUAUCUGUUAAAUGUUAGAAAAAAAAAUAUGAUUUAAGUUAAUAAUUAAUAUGUUCUCUAAUAAACCUAAUUGCAAAGCUAAUAUGAUAAAAUAUUUUCAAGCAGUAUUAAAUACAUUUAAAACGAAUUAACUACUCCAGAUUAAAUUUUAAAUUAAAAUGAUGGCCUCAAUAGCGCAUGCUUAGUUUUGAUUGAGGAUGGAACUGUUAAAUUUUUAACAGAUGAAUAAAGUGUGCAAGACCUUGAAAAUUAAAAAAAGAAAGUUGCUCUUAUAGGAAAGGUUAUCAAUGUAUAGGGAAUGGAUAUUUUAAAUGAAUUGAAAUACUAAAAUUCUAUAGUUUUAAGAAAUUUUGUUCCUUACAAAUAGAUUUUGCUAAACAAGCUAUUGCUCCUACUAUCAGGAUUUGUUGGAUUAAGCAUUAUUUUUGAUUUAACUACAUAUGAUAGAAAGAAAAAUUUGCUAAAUCCUUUAAUUAAGAACGAUGAACAGUAUAAAUAUAUAUUCUAAAUACAAUAAAAAAACCAAAAUUGA
Messenger RNA from Tetrahymena thermophila SB210, 714 nucleotides. RefSeq names its product transmembrane protein, putative. The transcript has 3 exons. The record is from RefSeq and is a predicted model, not a curated record. Lineage: Eukaryota; Ciliophora; Oligohymenophorea; Hymenostomatida; Tetrahymenidae.